AGGGACAAAGCUCCAGGACAGUGGGAGUGUGAUGAGGCCAUUGAGGUGUUGAAUAAAUGCAUGCGGGAGGUGGACCAGAUCUCCCUCGCUGCCAUCAGCCAGCAGCUGGCCCCCCGAGAAGAUGUCUCCCAGGAGGCUUUGCACAACCAGAUGAUCACGGCUGUUCAGGAGAUCAGCAACCUGAUCGAGCCUGUAGCCAGCACGGCACGGGCCGAGGCCUUGCAGCUGGGUCGCAAGGUGUCCCAGAUGGCUCAGAACUUUGAGCCACUCCUUAUAGCAGCUAUCAGCACCGCCUCCAAAACACCCAACCACCAGCAGCAGAUGAAUCUCUUGGACCAGACCAAAACGCUGGCUGAGUCUGCCCUGCAGAUGCUGUAUAUGGCCAAGGAAGCUGGUGGGAACCUGAAGCAAGCUGCCCACACCCAGGAGGCUCUGGAGGAGGCCAUGCAGAUGAUGAAGGAAGCGGCAGAGGACCUGACCACCACCCUGAACGAGUCAGCCAGCUCUGUGGGUGUCGUGGGGGGCAUGGUGGACUUCAUCACCCAGGCCAUCAACCAGAUGAGAGGAGUGGGGCCGAUGGGUGAGCCAGAGGGGACCUUUGUGGACUACCAGACCACGAUGGUAAAGGCGGCCAAGGCCAUCGCAGUGACUGUGUAAGAGAUGGUCACCAAAUCCACCACCAACCCAGAUGAGCUGGGCAUACUGGCCAACCAGCUCACCAAUGACUACAGACAGCUGGUGCAAGAAGCCAAGCCGGCUGCACUCACUGCCAAGAACGAGGAGAUCGGCUCCCACAUCAAGUGCCAGGUGCAGGAGCUGGGUCAUGGCUGUGCUGCCCUGGUUACUAAGGCUGGAGCCCUGCAGUGCAGCCCCAGCGAUGCCUAUACCAAGAAGGAGCUGAUAGAGAGUGUGUGCAAGGUUUCUGAGAAGGUGUCUCACGUGCUGGCAGCCCUGCAGGCUGGGAACCGUGGGACACAAGCCUGCAUCACAGAAGCCAGCACCGUCUCUGGCAUCAUUGCUGACCUCGACACCACCAUCAUGUUUGCCAUGGCAGGAACCCUCAAUCGGGAGGGUUCCUGGCAAAGCUGGGGAUGA
This is a messenger RNA of Phaethon lepturus (White-tailed tropicbird), 1095 nucleotides long. Its product is annotated as talin-1-like. Gene Ontology annotation, biological process: platelet aggregation. The record is from RefSeq and is a predicted model, not a curated record. The transcript is spliced from 8 exons. NCBI's taxonomy places the organism in Eukaryota, Metazoa, Chordata, Aves, Phaethontiformes, Phaethontidae. The annotation marks the transcript as partial. Gene Ontology annotation, cellular component: focal adhesion; plasma membrane. Gene Ontology annotation, molecular function: integrin binding; actin filament binding.